Molecule: messenger RNA, 1512 nt
Organism: Ectocarpus sp. CCAP 1310/34
Lineage: Eukaryota; Phaeophyceae; Ectocarpales; Ectocarpaceae
Source: the annotation of a GenBank genome assembly
AUGGACUCCAAUCCAAGGAAGCAAGGGAAGAAAAAGGACGGAGGGUCGCAACAACAGCAGCAACAGCAGAAAAAGCAAAAGCAGCUGACGCCCAAACCGCCAGCAACGCCGCGUCCCGGCGCUGCUGCCACUACCAAUCACGGCCUGGCUAAGCCCCAAGAGGGACAGCCGAAGCCUGCCCAAGCUGGGGAACCGGCCGGUGCGGUUGCGAGCGUAGCACCCUCGCAGAGCAGUCACCAUCGCGGGUAUUUCCACGCCCUGGUCGGUGACGGUCGUGAUAGCGACAACAACAGCAGCAGCGUUGGCGACGGCGCCAAGGCCGGUAGCACCCAAACCCUCGACACCGAACCACUCCCUGACGACGACGAUGACAACGACGACCACCUUGCACGAGACAUCCUGCAAAACCGCGCCGACGCCGCCAGUCAGCAGAGUGCAUCGCUCUUGGCAAGCGGCGGGCCGCUGGAGGCUGUCCUCGUCGGAACGGUCACCAAGGCAGUGGAGGCGGAGAAGGACCCGCCGGCAUGGGUUCUUAGCAUGCUUAUGCCGGGAGCCGCUCACCAGCAAGACAUCCAGAAGCUCCAAAGUACUGCGGACGACAACAAGGACCGCAUCACUGCCAUUAAAAAUUAGAUUUCAGGGCAGGAGGCGUACGUGUCCAAUGGUGGAGCAUACGGCGCGCAACGCGGUGGACGUGCUCAGCGGGGGUCUGACAAACGUGAUAAGGAUAAUUCCAAAUCCCGGGGCCCUCCCGCGCGGACGAAGGCGAAAGUAUCGUUCGCUGGUACUGCCAGGUCCGACACCGCCAAACCUAGGAAGGAAUGUGACUUUAUUGGUUGCCAAUUCAGUAACGUAAGCUUUACGCACACCCGUGCGGAGUGCAAUAAUGAAGAAGUCGCCAAAAAUGAGGGGUACAAAGUAGCAAAAAACUAAGGUCGCCCGACUAGGCAGCAUCCCUCGGCCAACGUGGGACACCGAUCAUUUGGUUCUGUCAAACCAGUAUGUAUUAACUUGGAUAGACCUCAAAGCACGAGCAAGCAGAAGAGAGCCAGAGUAGAUGAGAAAGAUUCAAAGCAAUGUCAAAAUGGUGUACGAUCUCUGGUGGAAAUAACAAGAAAAGCCAAAGAGCAGCGCUGUGGCAAGACAUUUGAAGUACAUGUACCACGAGAACAUUCUCGCGAAGGUUGUAGCAGCAAGCAAACACGAGGAGUCCCGAAGUCAAGUACCCGCACAACUGAUGCAGUAGCCGCUGUAGAUCCAUCACUAGGGGAUAGCACCCAAGUAAGACAAGUAGCCGCCUGCUUAGCGCCGCAAGCCUUGCACGUAGCUACCGUAGCUGGGGACUUCAGGUCGAAACAUAGGUCCAACCUAAUGAGAAAUAACCGUAAUGAAGAAUUUCAUGCUUUUUACAUGUCUGCACUCGCUGGAUGUCCCGUGUGUCCAUCGGUUUUGCGAUCGACAUCCAAGCGAGUACGUGUGCCCGCCAGAAUCAACAAUGAAUUGGUUGACGAA